AUGGAGACGUUUAAGAAAUCUUUCUGUGCAACUAUUUUUGUUUUGUUUUUGGUACUUUGCGAUGUUUCUCUAGCUACAAUUGAGAAGAAAACGGAGAACCAACAAAGUACGUACAUUGUCCACGUGGCUAAAUCCGAAAUGCCAACAAGCUUCGAUCACCACUCAGUCUGGUAUGAAUCGAUUAUGAAAUCAAUAUCCAACUCGACAAAAAUGCUUUACACGUACGAAAACGCGAUUCAUGGAUUCUCAACAAGACUAACACCUGAAGAAGCCUUGUUGCUAAAGAGCCGAACUGGGAUUCUAAAGGUGGUAGCGGAGAAAAUUUACAAGCCACUCACAACACGAACACCGCACUUCCUUGGGCUCAAUAAAAUCGCUAAUAUAUUUCCCAAAUCAAAUCAAGGAAGUGACGUCAUUAUCGGAAUCCUCGACACUGGUGUUUGGCCCGAAAGCAAGAGCUUCGACGACACCGGACUGGGACCCAUCCCUAGUAACUGGAAAGGCGAAUGUGAAAUAGGUGACAAUUUCACUGCUUCAAAUUGCAACAAGAAAUUGAUAGGAGCUAGGUUCUUCGUAAAAGGUUACGAGGUCUCGAUGGGUCCUGUUACUGAUAUCAAGCAUUCUAAAUCGCCACGAGACGAUGACGGCCACGGCACCCACACUGCAAGCAUAGCUGCAGGGUCUGCAGUGAAUGGCGCGAACCUCUUCGGUUUCGCUUCCGGUACGGCUCGUGGGAUGGCCUCACACGCGAGAGUGGCUGUCUACAAGGUUUGUUGGGGAGAUUCUUGUGUUGAGUCUGAUAUAAUGGCAGGACUUGACGCCGCCAUUUCUGACAACGUUAAUGUCAUUUCAGCAUCACUCGGAGGAGAAGCAGUGGAUUACGACGUCGACCACUUCGCAAUUGGAGCCUUUGCAGCAAUGGAGAAAGGGAUUAUAGUUUCAUGCGCUGCUGGGAACACAGGUCCUUAUCGCUAUACUGUCCAAAAUAUAGCACCUUGGAUGAUGUCUGUUGGAGCUGGCACAAUAGAUCGUGAUUUCCCAGCGUACGUUAUCCUCGGGAACGGACAAAACUUCUCUGGAGUGUCACUUUAUGAUGGCAAGUAUUUGCCCAAUACUCCUGUGUCAUUCAUAUACGCAGGGAAUGCAAGCGCAAAUAAGGGUGGAGAGGUGUGUGAGUUAGAUAGCUUGGAUCCGGAAAAGGUUAAGGGGAAAAUUGUGCUGUGUGACCAAGGACAAAAUUCUGGGGUGGAGAAAGGACUCGUGGUGAAAUCUGCUGGUGGUUUGGGCAUGGUGUUGGCCAAUGUGGAAUCCAACGGAGAGGAAUUGGUCGCAGAAGCCCAUCUUUUACCAGCCUCUGCAGUGGGCUUCAAGGCUGCGAAAGCCUUAAAAGAGUACUUAACAUCGACUCAAAAACCAACAGCUACACUUGUGUUUCAAGGAACAAGAGUUGGAAUUAAGCCAGCACCGGUUGUCACAGCAUUUAGCUCUCGAGGCCCAAGUAAAAUCACACCAGAGAUAUUGAAGCCUGAUCUCAUUGCGCCAGGUGUCAACAUCUUAGCAGCAUGGACGGAGCUUGUAGGUCCCACUAACAUGGUCCAAGAUAAUAGGCGCGUGGACUUCAACAUACUCUCGGGCACAUCCAUGUCAUGUCCUCACGCGAGCGGUAUAGCGGCUUUGGUCAAGUCGGUUUAUCCAAAUUGGAGCCCAGCUGCGAUUCGCUCUGCACUAAUGACCACAGCUUAUGCAACUUACAACGAUGGUCAAAAACUGCUGGAUAGUGCCACAAACGGGCCAUCAACACCGUUUGAUGUUGGUGCUGGACAUGUGAACCCGGUUGCUGCACUUAAUCCAGGGCUUGUCUAUGAUUUGACAGCGGAUGAUUAUCUCAACCUCCUUUGUGCAUUAAACUACUCAUCUGAUAUGAUUGAGGUCGUGGCUAGGAGAAAGUUCACAUGUGAUGCACAAAAACGCUACAGUGUAACGGACUUAAAUUACCCUUCAUUUGGUGUGGUGUUUAAACCAAUAGCGAGUGGGAAUGGUGCAACGACUGUUAAACACACGCGGACUCUAACUAAUGUGGCGGCCGCAGGAACAUACAAGGUAUCGACUACGUUGGAUAUUCCAUCUGUCAAUAUCACGGUAGAGCCAAGCGUGUUGAGCUUUAACAAAAAUGAGAAUAAAUCAUAUACAGUAACAUUUACGACAUCAGAUCCACCACCACCGAGUCAUUUUGGUUUUGGGCGUUUAGAAUGGUCAAAUGGAAAAAACAUUGUUGGAAGUCCUAUCUCAGUUAUGUGGGACUCUUGA
Molecule: messenger RNA, 2307 nt
Organism: Cajanus cajan (pigeon pea)
Lineage: Eukaryota; Viridiplantae; Streptophyta; Magnoliopsida; Fabales; Fabaceae
Product: subtilisin-like protease SBT1.7
Biological process (GO): proteolysis
Molecular function (GO): serine-type endopeptidase activity
Source: RefSeq, a predicted model, not a curated record